This is a messenger RNA of Zea mays, 2048 nucleotides long. Its product is annotated as glycine-rich cell wall structural protein 1. The transcript has a single exon. The record is from RefSeq and is a predicted model, not a curated record. Lineage: Eukaryota; Viridiplantae; Streptophyta; Magnoliopsida; Poales; Poaceae. Bases 426 to 1751 code for a protein of 441 amino acids.
GUUUGCAGAACGAAGUUUGAAAUAAAGGGUGAGAUAGAUAGCCUAAGCACGCACAAUUCUGUCUCUCUACUGUGCUAAAGCUACCACUCCUGCGAUACUGUGGGCAAGAAAAAUUGACGGGCAAUCUUUCAAACAAUCAUAAACCGAGAGGCGAGAGCAGUAGAGCACCAUGCAUUCAACACUUCAACGCUCUCAUUGUCUCCCCACCUGUCCAAAACGCGGCAACUCACAAGCAAGUUGAUAGUCAACAUUGAGUGUUGACGUAGCAGUAGGCCAGUAGCCUUCACUUCGUCGCCUCACGGUUCAGUCUUCCACUCCCUUCCCUAUAUAAGCAUACGAGCUCUCCGCUUCAAAUCGGAAACACAUCCACCGAUCAGUGUCUAGCUAAUCCAGAUAGCUAGCUAGCUAUUGCCACUGUUCCCAUCAUGGCGGUGGCCAAGAAGCCUACCCGCGCUCUCCCUCAUCUCCUCCUCGUAGCCUUCCUCUGCUUGACGUGCUCUGUUUGUGCUCGCUUCGACGAUGACUACGACGACUCGAGGUAUGGCCCUGGAGGUUUCGGUCGUGGUCCGGGCUUUGAUCGUGGCCCGAGAGGUGGCUACCGACGCGGUCCGGACUUCGGACGUGGACCGUUUGGUCGUGACUGUCGCUUCGGUCGCUGCCGCAGAGGUGGUGGCGGACUUGGAGGCGGUGGAGGCGGUGGCCUUGGAGGUGGUGGAGGUGGCGGACUUGGAGGUGGCGGCGGGCUUGGCGGUGGAGGAGGUGGUGGCCUUGGAGGUGGUGGCGGACUUGGAGGCGGCGGUGGAGGAGGUGGUGGCCUUGGUGGUGGAGGUGGCGCUGGUGCUGGAGGAGGUUUUGGUGGUGGCGUCGGAGGAGGAGGUGGUGCAGGAGGCGGACUUGGUGGUGGAGGCGGUGGUGGAUUUGGAGGCGGCGGAGGCGGUGGACUCGGAGGUGGUGGAGGCAAAGGUGGCGGCUUUGGUGCUGGCGAUGGCAUCGGAAGCGGAGCUGGUGGUGGCAGUGGACUAGGUGGUGGAGGCGGCGGUGGAAUGGGUGGUGGCGGCGGCGGUGGCCUCGGAGGAGGCGCGGGAGGAGGCUUCGGAGCGGGUGGCGGCGUAGGUGGUGGAGCCGGCGGAGGUGGUGGCCUUGGUGGCGGUGGAGGUGGAGGGCUUGGAGGAGGCAAGGGUGGAGGCUUUGGGGCCGGCGGUGGUAUGGGAGGUGGCGCAGGCGGAGGUGGCGGACUUGGUAGCGGUGGUGGGCUUGGUGGCGGUGGAGGGCUUGGAGGAGGCAAGGGUGGAGGCUUUGGGGCCGGCGGUGGUAUGGGAGGUGGGGCAGGCGGAGGUGGUGGGCUUGGUGGCGGUGGAGGCGGAGGUUUUGGAGGAGGUAAGGGCGGAGGCUUUGGAGCCGGCGGUGGUAUAGGAGGUGGGGCAGGAGGAGGCGGGGGGCUUGGUGGCGGCGGCGGUGGCAUGGGCGGUGGUGGUGGAGGCGGACUAGGUGGUGGUUCAGGAGGAGGAUUCGGUGGCGGGGCAGGCGGUGGCGUUGGAGGAGGAGGCGGCCUUGGUGGUGGUGGCGGCGGAGGUAUGGGCGGUGGAGGCGGCGGCGGCCUUGGACAUGGCGUUGGUCUCGGUGGAGGGGGCGGGGGCGGCCUCGGCAUCGGCAUUGGCGUUGGCGUCGGAGUCGGGUUGGGCGCGGGGGCAGGCGCAGGCGCAGGUGGCGGCGCUGGUGCGGGUGCUGUUGCUGGAAACCGCGGGCGUUGAUUCAUCCGUCCAUGUCCAGUUUAAAGAAGAACGCAUCCAUGCAAGCAUGUGUAUGUUCGGCGCUGGAGUAGCUAUGAAUUACUCUAUGACGUGGUUAAAUUAUGGUUAAUUUCACUCCUCCUGUUUUUGGUUGCUGUGUAGUCUUUGCUCAUUAUUAUUGGUGCAAGUGUUUGCAAUAAAUCUUAUAUACUCUUGGGAAAAAAGAGUCUAAUGGUUAGUAGUAUAUUAAUACAGUUCUAGUGAUUUUUUUUCCAUGUAAUUCCUGGCUUCCAGGCAGCUUGUUUGAGCUUCGCGUUC